AUGGCUGAUAAGUGUUAUUCACAACCAUUAGAUAUUGAAUCUUCAACUGUUCUCAUUACUGGUGGUUCAAGUGGCAUUGGUUUUGGCCUUGCACAAUGUUUUAUUCAAGCCGGUGCUAGUGUUCUAAUUACAGGUCGUCGUGAGCAACAAUUAAAAGAAGCUGCUGAUGAAUUAAAUCGUACUGGAAAGAAAAAAGUAAUCUUUCGCCUUAAUGAUGUCGAAAAAGUUAACGAAAGACAAGCUUUAUAUGAAUGA
Rotaria sp. Silwood2 is the source of this 255-nucleotide messenger RNA. NCBI's taxonomy places the organism in Eukaryota, Metazoa, Rotifera, Eurotatoria, Philodinida, Philodinidae. The record is from the annotation of a GenBank genome assembly.